AUGACUUCAGUUACCUUUAACGUGGAGGAUGAUGAUCCAAAGAAUUUGAAAAUCAAGAACCCAAAAUUGUAUGCUAAACUACAAAAAUUCAGGCAAGAGCAAUCAAAUAUGAAUACAAUAAAGUAUGCAACAAAAAGCAGUAUAUCAGUCUCAGAUUCUGAAGUCAUAAAUAAUGAAGAUAACCACAAAUUGAGAAGAAACAUGAACUUGAAGCCCAACAAGGUGAAAUUUGUUGAAAACCCAUCCCUCAAAUCAAAUAUUUCUAGUACAUCCGAUGGAUUUAGUUACAUUACAGAGCUGGACUCAGACAAACGGGAAUAUAAACAAAAAAUUGAAAAUUUAGAGCAGACUAUUCUAAAAUUGAGGGAAACGAUCAAACAAAAUAAUGACAAGAAGGCCGAAAUGAUUGAAGACUUUCAAGAAAAGGAAGAGCGAAUAUACAGUGAAUACGAAUUGAAACUUCAACGUAUUAAAAGAGAGAAUGAUUAUCAGCAAAAUAAAUUAAAACUUAAACUUGAAGAAGAAGAAUUAAGACCAAAAGUAAGUGAUUUCCAACGCAUCAAGGAAGAAUUGGAGUUUGUGAAGAAAGACUUAAAAAAGAAAGACCGUGAAGUCCAAGUUAUACAGAAGGAUCUUGAAAAUACUAAAGCUGAACUCAAAUCAUCGAAUGAGGAAAAAAGAGCUCUAGCUAAUGAUCUAUAUAUUAAAACAAAGGAAUUGAAUGAAUUGAAGGAGCCACAAAAGCCUACUGAUGAAAUAAACAUCGCUAAGUCAGUUGAUACACCAAUUGAAGAGGAGAUUACGAAUAACGCCGAUAUCUCGAAUUAUUACAGGCAAUUAAUCAGUGAAACAGAGAAAGAAAAGCAGACUUAUUUGAAAGACAAAGAAUAUCUCGAUGAGCAUAGAGAUUAUCUUUCCAAGGCUAUGGAAACUAGUAUUUAA
Molecule: messenger RNA, 942 nt
Organism: Lodderomyces pseudojiufengensis
Lineage: Eukaryota; Fungi; Ascomycota; Pichiomycetes; Serinales; Debaryomycetaceae
Exons: 1
Coding region: 1-942 (313 amino acids)
Source: RefSeq, a predicted model, not a curated record